GUGUGUGUAUGUAUGUGGGCAUGCGCGUUGGAGUGAGCUUGUAUGUGUGGGUCUGCUUGAUUUCCGAUUCUGUAAGGUAAUAGUUUCUUCUGUAAAAUUAAGAUGAAAGGUAAUCGUUUCAUCUGUAAAAUUACAGGGCGAAUCAGGACCACAGGGAUCACAAGGACCUCCAGGGUUGAAGGGCCAGCCUGGGUCUCCAGGGAUGCAAGGCCUGCCAGGAUCCAGAGGACCACCAGGAGAGGGCAAAGUUGGACCAGAGGGACAAACUGGACCUGCCGGAGAGAGAGGGAGUCAGGGAAAUCCAGGGCCAACUGGUGUGGCAGGGCCUCAGGGUCCCGCUGGACACAAUGGUUUACCCGGAAGACCAGGUGAAAAAGGAUCCACAGGAGAGCCUGGAAAAGCUGCAGAUCUAUCUGACCUGAACCUAAAGGACAUGUGCUCUGACUGCCCGCCUGGCCCUGUAGGGCCCUCUGGCAUCCCAGGCGUACCAGGCGAUAAAGGCCUGCAAGGACCUCCAGGCAAAAACGGCCAAGAUGGCUACCAGGGUCAGCCAGGGCCAACAGGUCCAGCUGGGCCACCAGGGCAGGAGGGAGCGAAGGGCGGCAAAGGUGACCGAGGCCCUGCUGGCGGACCUGGAGACAAAGGUGAAAAGGGACCAGCCGGACCUCCCGGAUACCCAGGAACCACAGGCAUGACAGGCCCAGCGGGUACUGAUGGAAACCCCGGCCCCAUUGGCCCUUCAGGGCCCUCAGGAGAGAAGGGUAAAGAAGGAUCCAAGGGAAUCCAGGGGCCUCCAGGUCUUCCAGGAAUAAUGGGGGCGGCUGGAAAAAUAGGAAAAGAUGGCAGACCAGGGGAACCUGGCGAGUCUGGUAAACAAGGCGAGACGGGGCCGCCGGGCCGGGAUGGACUCAGAGGACUUCCUGGAUUCAAGGGCCAUAGAGGUGAACCAGGACCACCUGGAGGAAAGGGAGAAGAUGGCAAAGCGGGUAACUCAGGACGGGAAGGCCAACCUGGAAAAGAUGGCAGCACUGGACCUCCAGGAUCCGAGGGCACCAUGGGGCCUAGAGGAGAGCGGGGCUCACCAGGAGAGUCAGGACCAUCAGGAAAGUCGGGAACUCCAGGCACUCCUGGUACUGCUGGAACUAAGGGAGAGAAUGGAAACCCAGGUUUGCCAGGAUUCCCUGGUCCUAAAGGGCCCUCAGGUCCUGCUGGUCCCAUUGGUCCAGAGGGAAAACAGGGAAUGCCAGGCAAACAUGGGGACCGUGGAACUAAGGGUGAAAAGGGUGACUCAGGUAUCAAGGGAGACAAAGGCCCCACCGGUGACCCCGGAAUGCCCGGGGCCGCUGGAACUCCUGGCAGGAAGGGCCACACGGGCAUGAUGGGAAUGUCAGGUCCUCCAGGGGAGUCUGGACCACCUGGCACUGCUGGAAACCCAGGACAGCCAGGCCAGCCUGGAUCUCGGGGAGAGUCACCAUCAAUUGAAACAAUGCGAAGGCUCAUCCAAGAAGAGCUAGCCAAACAGCUGGAAGUCAAGUUCGCAUACUACAUGGCCCAGAUGCAGCCAACACAUGUGAAGAGUACAUCUGGCCGACCUGGACCUCCAGGAUCCCCGGGCAAAGAUGGCAGCCCUGGUAGACCCGGCGGCCCUGGAGAGCCUGGCAUGCCAGGCCAGCAGGGAUCCGAUGGACCACGCGGCCCAUUGGGCCCUAAAGGUGAACGAGGAGGAAGGGGUGAGAAAGGAGAGGAUGGUGUUGGUCAGAGAGGUGAACAAGGCCCUACUGGUCCCAUAGGUCCUGCUGGCGUACCCGGUUACGGCAAAGAUGGGCUUCCUGGAGCAGCAGGAUCCCAAGGAGAACCUGGCAACCCCGGACCUCACGGCCAACCGGGUCCUACUGGCCCAACUGGGCAGUGCGACCCCUCGCAGUGUGCCUACUAUGCCAGCCUGGCGUCGAGACCCAAAAACGUCAAAGGGAAAUAGGAUGGGGUCACCUCGCCCCACAUCCCCAAGGAAUGCAGCCUACCAAUGAACUCAGUGUUGCAGUGAACCAAGAACUUUUCCUAGAGAGAUUUAUAACAUUAACCUCAGCGUGGGAGGUUUUGAGGAAUGUGUGGUGCCCGUCAGAAUAUCUGUGUUUUUGUUUUGUUUGUUGUUUUGUUUGUGUAUUGUUUAUUUGUUUGUUUGUGUGUCUGGUUGAGUGGAUGAGUUUAUGGAUGCGGGGUGUGCAAGAGGGGCUCAGACGGGCGACCUUCUGUUUUGCGGUUUCCUAGCCACGACGUAAUAGCAGCAUCCAUCUCAUGGUGUACACAUCUCUCACCCUGCCACCGGUCCAUACCAGGAAUCGGCACAGAGCAGGUCUUCAGUCAGCGCUUACAAAAAUUAAUCCAUUGUUAGGGAGGCGGGCGGACGGUUGUGUGUGUGUUUUUUUUGGAGUCAGCUGGUAAUUAUCUAGUCUGGGGACCUAUCUGCUAGAUUUUUCUUAUUGACGGGUGGGCAGUCUGCUGGGAAAAACAGUCGGAGAAUUGCUGUUUCAGUUAUCGACAGUCAGCCGCUGGCGAGAUCAUUAGUGAUCCCACACGUGCUGGUGAACUACUCACUCCGAGCUUUCUCUCUUUGCCCCCCUGUUUGCCUCUUAUAGGUUGCUGUUUCUGAGUUGCCUGUCUCUGGUAUCUACUAAUGAAUAUCAACCUCUUCUGCUUGAUAAAUGAAGAAAAUCAAUAUUUUAUCUCAAACACUUACAGCCUUAUUAGCGCUGUGAAUGCCAAAUGUUGCCUCAUCUAUGGCAUCUCCCAGCAUGAAAUAAUGAUACAUUAGCAGAGGAAUCUUGCGUUGUAAAUAAAGGCUGAGUACCGACACCAUUGGAACACAGAAGGAAGUAUAAUCAGUGCAUCUAGAAUGAAUCAAUAGCUCAAUGUUUUUAGCGACUGAGUGAUUCCUGGAGAAAUGAAAAGAACAGUUGAAAAAAGUGUGACCCCAGGAAGUUCAUAAUGAUCACAGCCUCGGCUAC
Molecule: messenger RNA, 3005 nt
Organism: Clupea harengus (Atlantic herring)
Lineage: Eukaryota; Metazoa; Chordata; Actinopteri; Clupeiformes; Clupeidae
Gene: col22a1
Product: collagen alpha-1(XXII) chain
Exons: 26
Coding region: 203-1978 (591 amino acids)
Cellular component (GO): extracellular matrix
Source: RefSeq, a predicted model, not a curated record